Ciona intestinalis (vase tunicate) is the source of this 7831-nucleotide messenger RNA. NCBI's taxonomy places the organism in Eukaryota, Metazoa, Chordata, Ascidiacea, Phlebobranchia, Cionidae. The record is from RefSeq and is a predicted model, not a curated record.
AAUAGUUUAUCAUUGUGUGCCUGAAUAGCGCCAAAAGUUGCGUUUUUCAAGCAGCUUUCAGUUGCCAGUACUUGGUAAAAUAACUUUUACUAUCAACAAGCUACAAAUACCAAGCGUCAUGCUUUGGCCUUUGGUGGUGUUUGUUUUAUCUAUUGCAGCAACAGUUCAAGGUCAAGGUCAAUGCCCUACUGGGUGGUUACUUCAUGCCGAUAAAUGUUGGUAUUUUUCCGACCAAGCACUUGGCCAUGAGAUAGGAAUGAGUUGGGCAGAUGGGGAAUCCUGGUGUGAACAGAAUAAUGCGAACCUCGCUGUCUAUGCUACAGCAGAAGAAAGAGAUUGGGUGUUCAACAAUUAUCUUGUUAACUGGCAAGACACAAAAUGGUGGAUCGGUUUAAAUGAUUUACAAACGGAAAAUAAUUUUGUUUGGUCAGAUGGAAGUACUUUAGGGGCAGGCGUUCCCGAUUGGAAGCGAGGCGAACCAAACAACUCUGGCCAGGAGCAUUGUGUUGAGGUUUGGGUUACCAGGGGUUAUCAAGGAAAAUGGAAUGAUGUCAGUUGUGAUAACAUUAAUCCAUUCAUCUGCAGCAAACCUACUGGGGAUACCACCAGUUGUCCAAUAGGUUGGACACAAAAUGCGCAGAAUUGUUACAAAGCUAUGUCAUCAAGUUUACAAUGGCAAGAAGCUACUGAAGAUUGCCGCAAGCAAGGCUCUUUGUUGCUUUCUAUUGCAAACGAUGCUGAACAAAGUUUUGUGUCAACUUUUAUUGCUGGCUCUGGUGAUUACUGGCUUGGAUAUUCUGAUGUGGAUACACCAGGAACAUUACAUUGGUCCAACCCUGCAUUAGCACAAAGCACGUAUGCGCAAUGGGCUUCAGGACAACCACUGAGCAAAACACCAUAUGCUGGUAGCACAUGUGUCAAAGUAACUCAAGAACUUGGAUAUAAAUGGAGUGAAAUAAAAUGCAGCAAUGAAUUAAAAUAUGUUUGUCAAAGAGGUCUUGCAGGCCGUUGUCCCUAUGGUUGGACAUUACUUGGGAGUAAAUGUUAUGAGUUUGUUAUCAACGCAAAUCGUGCACAAACUUGGUAUGAUGCAAAUAGUCUGUGUCACAAGACUGGCGGAAAACUGCUGGAAAUCUUAGAUGCAACUGAGCAGGGAAGGAUAAACAGUAUGUUGGAGCAAUAUCAGGACGCUGGCUUUCAAGAAAUCUGGUUAGGAGCAUCUGAUGCCGCACAAGACGAUACUUUCCUGUGGUCUGAUAAUACUCCAAUUGUUUAUUAUGAUUGGGAUGUUACUAUGCCACAAACUGUUCCAGGUAGAGAUGAUUGUGUGAGUAUUUACACCGGAAAAACUUCACAAAACUGGGAGACAUCAAGCUGCUUCUAUUUACGACCGUACAUUUGUGAACUACCAGAAGGAACAACUAUAUCUGUGGAUCCUAAUCCUGUUUCUGGAACUUGUGACUCGGGCUGGAGACAUUUUGGCAACAAUUGUUAUUUCAUUGGUGAUGCUGAGAAACAACAGGCUGAUGCUCAAAGUUUUUGUGCUAAAAGUGGAGCGACGUUAACAAGCGUGUUUAAUGAAACAGAACUCAGCUUCUUAGUUGGUCAUGUUACGCAAGACAGUUGGAUCGGCUUAACUUACACAAGUGGUUCAUAUAUAUGGAUGGAUGGAAAUGAUUCUCCAUUCAGAAAUUGGGAUCUUACACGCCCCACCAAUCAGCCAUGUGUUAAGAUGAAUGAUAUUGGUAUAUGGAUUGAUGUGGCUUGCACUGAACUCUACACGUUUGUCUGCAAGAAACCAGAAAUCCCCACUUCUCCACAUGAAGUCACUCUACCCCCCACUGGCGAUCCAACAGACGUUGAGAAAUGUGGUGGCAAUGGCUGGUUCUCGGAUCCGGAAUCUAACCAAUGUUACUUGGUAAAUGCACUGCAGUUGCGCACAUGGUUUGAUGCUAGGUUUGCUUGCCAGUAUCAAGGUGGUGACUUGGUGUCAAUCAACACACCAAAAGAACAAGCUUUCUUAUCAAGGGUGGUUGGAGAAAUUCCUACAGUGGCCGACUUAUGGGCUGGUGGAAAUGAUUUCAACAGCUGGAAACACGAUAUUGCUAAUGUGAUUGACCAGGGUUGGAUGUGGUCGGAUAAUUCACCAUUUAAUUAUUUGAACUGGAACGACGGUGAGCCAAAUAAUUCCGGUGAUGAAGAUUGUCUUGAAAUUUACCUCGCAACUGGAAGGUGGAAUGAUGUUGAUUGUUACAGCUAUCGACAUUACAUGUGUGAGAAGACUGGCAUAACAAACAGUAUCAUUGGAACUGAUGUAACAGACUCGGACUGCAAAAGCAAUGAAGCAUGCUGUUUUAAACAUCUUGGUGUUGAAUUUGGUGGUGCAAUACCUGACAGUGCAAUAACAGCAUCAUCAGUUGCAAGUGUAUAUUUCAAUGCAUCUCGUGGGAGGUUGAACACACCGGCAGAUGUUAUUAUUAUCGAUCAGGAUCAUGCGUUCGGCACUGGACAUGGUUGUUGGACCCCGAAAGGGGGCGAUCCGAAUCCGUAUCUUCAAGUUGACUUUGAAACUCACAAUGAGUUAAAAGGAAUUAUAACACAGGGAAGAAAUGGUCUUAUUCCGUAUACCGAACGCCAAUGGGUGAAAACAUACAAGAUAGCUUACAGUCAAGAUCCAGAUAAUGUAGGAGCAGCAGUUGUGGAUUGGGAAUGGCUCUCAGAUUCAACAGGAGCUCCAAUUAUUUUUAAUGGAAAUUCUGACCAAGACACACAAGUUACUAACCUGUUCCCACGACCAAUCAUUGCCCGCCAUGUAAGGUGUCAUCCAGUUGAAUCAAAAGACAACAUCGCGUUGAGAUUAGAAUAUAUUGGGUGUCGGGCAUCGUGUUUGUUCAAGAUAGGAAUGAACUCGGGCUAUAUUCAAGACAACAUGAUCUCGGCAUCUUCUUUUGCUCAAGGAAAGGAAGCAAAACAAGCUCGUCCUCCAGUAGAUAAGGCCGAAUGUCUUGCUAAUGCAAAGGAUGAUGGAGAAAGUUAUAGGGGUUGGAUCUCAAAGACUCAAGAUGGAACUGUUUGCCAGAAAUGGUCGUCUCAAACUCCCCAUUCACAUGACAGAACACCACAGAAUUAUCCAGACUCUGGUUUAGUGAGCAACUUCUGCAGGAAUCCUGAUGGUGAAAAAGGUCCAUGGUGUUACACUACAGAUCCUAAUGUUAGGUGGACUUACUGUACAGUACCUGUUUGCCCAAGUUAUGUUGCCGCUGGAUGGACACCUUUAACUGUAAACGCAGCUCAGUGGGUUCAAGUACAAUUUGAUUCUUACUACAAGGUAUCUGGCAUCACCAUGUACGGAAACACAGCAACAUAUGUAUCUCAGUAUGUUUUCCAAUUCAGUGAUGAUGGAAUUAAUUUCUCAACAUAUAAAUCACAGAAUGGAGAUGAACAUAUCUUCAAUGGAUUAGAUGGUCAAGGAAGUGAGUUUACCGACAUUCUCCGUGAACCAAUAACAACAAUGUAUGUUCGUGUUCAACCACGGAAGUGGGUGGGAACUAUCAGGAUGCAAUUUGAAAUCAAUGGAUGUUAUAUUAAUCAGCGAUACUCAUGCUCUGACAGAGCAACAGAGGUCGAAGACACCACAUACACGAUUGAUUGUCCAUCUGGUUGUGUUGAAGAUACUUCACGUGGUGUGGUGUAUGGAACAACAACAUAUACUGAGAGUUCUGCUAUGUGUCCAGCUGCUGUACAUGCAGGUAGAGUUACAAACCAACAUGGUGGAUCAGUGAAUGUUGUCAAAGUAACGGGUCAAUCUUCAUAUACUGGUUCAUUUGCAAAUGGAAUAAAAUCAGAAGAUUUUACAGCUUCACAUUUAUCAAUGCAGUUUGAUGGAAGUGUAUAUCGCUGUGACAAGGACUGGAAAGCAUGGAAGGACCAUUGUUAUUAUUUCUCGCCUAAGAACGUUGCAAUGGAUUGGCAUGAUGCGCAAGCUGACUGUCAAAGCCGUGGUGCUAACCUUGUAUCUAUUCUAUCUCUUGCUGAAAACGACUUUAUUGAGUCAAUGAUAACUCAGGGAGAUCGUGGUGGUGAUGUUUGGAUUGGAAUGAAUGACCUUCGAACACAGAAUUAUUACGAAUGGGUUGAUGAUAGUGUCGUCACCAUGACUAAGUGGAAUUUCAGAGAACCAAAUGGAAAGGGAGAAAGAUGUGUCAACAUUUACCGACUACUUGGAUAUUGGAAUGACAAUAGUUGUGAUGCAACUCUUCCUUAUAUUUGUAAACAAGAGAAACAACUUCUUCCACCCAUCCCCCCAGAUGAAGUGGUUAUUGAUGAGGGAUGUGAUGCUGGUUGGAGUGGAUAUGGAUCAUCAUGUUACAAAGCAAGUACAGACGAAUACAUGUUCAUUUAUUCCAACCGACAUUGUGAAGAGAUUAAUAGCAACUUGGUCAGCAUACAUGAUGAUUAUGAACAAGCAUUUGUGCAUUCACUUGUUACAACCACCAUUCCACCUGGUUUGGGAUACACAGCAUGGAUUGGAUUGGCAGCAAAAUCUACAAUCACUGGUGAACCUUAUUAUACGUGGGAGAACGGAGAUCCAGUCACUUACACACAUUGGGGAACUGACCAACCAAGUGUAAGAUUCCAAUGUGCAUUCCCAUUCACCUACAAAGAUCAUACUUUCACUGAAUGCACAACCUUCGAACACCCAGCAAGGUUGGAGAACACACCAUGGUGUAGCAUAGAUCCUGUAUAUAAGGGCAGAUGGAUCAACUGUGGUACUGGCGAUGAAUAUGGAUGCACAUUUAUGAACGAUCAAACAGGUUUUUGGGAGAUUGACAUUUGUGGUCAGAAUCGAUAUUAUGUUUGUGAAAAAGACAGGGUUGGUUUCACACAACCAGUUCUAACUACUUUACCCACAACUGGUAACUGUUACCCUGGUUGGCAUGGAGAUUCAACAACAGCUUAUUGUUACCAGAUAAAUGAGUAUGAUGAUGCUAAUCGUAACCAGCGACUAACUUGGUACGACGCUCGUGAUUAUUGCCGAGCGCAAGGGGGGGACCUUGUGUCUGUCCACAGUUCUGAAGAGCGGGAUUCUAUUAUCAACUUUGUUACAAACGGAGCAGUUGGUUCUUACACUUAUUUCUGGAUGGGUUUGAACAACUUGGGUUUAAAUACUGGAUACCAAUGGACAGAUGGUAGUGCUGUAUCCUUCACUGAUUGGUCAGUGGGUGAACCAAAUAAUGUAAAUGGUGAAGAAAACUGUGUUGAAUGCCAAUUCUAUACUGAUUCAUACACGUGGAAUGAUCUAAGUUGUGAUACUUCAAGAAAUUUCAUUUGUAAAAUAAUUAAAGACAAAGUUCCAUCCACCCCUCCACCACCUCAAGAAGACCUUGGUUACCCAGACCCUAACAAUUGUGGCACAGAUGAAACAUGGCUUCGCUUCAAAACCUCGUACAACUCUGAGAAAUGUUACGCUUUCAUAUCAUCAACUGAAUAUGGAUGGAGUUACGCGCAACAAAGCUGUUUGGGCAAAGGAGGGAAUCUAGUGGCCAUUCAUAGUGAAGAUGAAAACGCCUUUGUCACAAACAGAGCCCAAAAAGCAACAGCAGGGUCUAUGUGGAUUGGACUUCGUGAUGUUGGAAGCAGAGCAUUUUACUGGGCUGAUGGAAGUAACCUUGAUUAUGUGAACUGGGCACCAAGUGAACCAAACAACUUCUAUGAUAGUGAAGGAUGCACAGUGGUGUCUUCUGAUACUGGAAUGUGGAAUGAUGAUAAUUGUGGACGACUUUAUGGAUAUGUUUGUGAGAAAUAUGUUGGGGCUUCAUCUGUCACAGUACCACCUACAGCGCAAGCUACUGGGAACUGUCCAACAGGAUAUGUACCUUAUGGCAAUGCCUGCUACAUGACACCAGGAGAUAGUGUCAAAUAUGAUUGGACCACUGCAAGACAGUGGUGUACGAAUAACUCUGCUGAGUUGGCAGUGCUGGGUAAUGAGUAUGAACAGGCAUUCUUGGAGCAAUACUUAUGGGGAAAAGGUGACUCAUUCUGGAUUGGUAUGACUGACCGUGAACAAAACUCAAAUGCUUUUGUUUGGAUUGACCAAUCUGAAGUUAGCUACACAAACUGGGCUCCAGGAGAACCUAACGGAUAUUCUGAAGGAUGUGUUUUAAUGAAAGUUAACACUGAUGACAAAGGUGCAUGGUUUGACAUGGAUUGUAGCACACAAACUUCAUUUGCUUGUUAUGUUCGGAAGUCCAAUGGUAACCCUCCCCCACCAGUAACUGUCAGUCCAAUUGGUUGUCCAGCUGGUUACUAUAGUCUGGUAUCUGGACAGUCUUGCUUUAAACUUGUUGAUCAACCCGCUUCAUGGAGCGAUGCAAAGACAGCCUGUAGAAAUGAAGGUAGUGGUAUUGAUAUUGUAAGCAUCGCUGAAGUUUAUGAGAAUGAUUUGUUGAAGAGUUGGCUUUGGCGCGGAGUUAAGAGCGGUAACUCGCUUUGGUUGGGCAUGACCUUCCAUUCAGAGCUUGUUGACACCAUCACGGAAACAACAUUCUCGUGGUCAGAUGGUUGGCCGACCAUGUACACCAACUGGGGAUUAAAUGAACCACUUCCAGAUGCUGUGAAUUCUGGCGAUGGGUGUGUUAAGAUGAACAAGGAUGGAACAUGGUCUGCGGUAUCAUCAUCAGGAAGCACAUCAUGCAGCACACCAAUGCCAUAUGUAUGUAAGCAAUCCUUUGCACCAAUCCCAACAACCCCCUUCCCUGGAACUGGAGAUUGUGAUCCAGGAUUUUUCGCUUUUGGCCAAUUCUGCUAUUACAUUGAGUUUGGAUUGACCGAUGAAGCGACUCGAUCUUGGUAUGAAUCCACUUACAUGUGUGAGGAGCGUGGAGCGACACUUGCCAGCUUCCACAGUAGCGAUGAAGUCCAAGCAGUCAUUUCAUAUAUCAAUGGAGCUAACUCGCAUAAUCUGUUUAUUGGAUUGUCCAGUGAUGGAUUCGAUGGCUGGCAAUGGAAAGAUGAAACACCUGCCGAUUAUUUUAACUGGGGUCAGUAUGAACCUAAUGGACAAGAAAAUGAGGAAUGCGUUGAGAUGUAUCCAUGGGAUGGAACAUGGAAUGAUGUCAGUUGUUUCGAAACGAGAGGAUUUGUUUGCAGAAAAGCAAGAGAUUAUACAAGGUGUAACGUACCAUCUAAGUACAGACUGGAUUGUGGGUUUGAUGGAAUAGAUGAAUCUUACUGCGUAUCAAGACGUGGUUGUUGUUGGGAUCCUGAGUUUGUUGGCGGGAACAACACUGGCUGUUUCUAUCCUGAAGGUACUGCAGCAGGACCAUCAGGCAUUCCUGUUGCUCCAUCACAAAACCCUGUAGGUGGUGGUUUAUCUGGUGGUGCAAUUGCCGGCAUCAUCAUUGGGGUUAUUGUGGCCAUUGUAUUGGUUGGAGUUGGUAUUUAUUACUGUAGAGGCAGCUCAGGUAAGAGCUUGCCAUCUGUGAGCCUUCCAUCAUGGUCUGGUUCGUCAACAACUACUUCUGCACCACCUGCAAGUGAAGGAAAGGGUGGAUUCGAAAAUCCUAUGUCUUUAGAUGAUACCGGGAAUAUCCACAGCAUAGCAUGAAAAUGCAGCUUCUACUUGAACUCUUGUAAUAUUUAAUACUAAAUGGUUGUGUAAAACGAAUACUGUUUCAUAUAUCUAACGUGUUUUAUUUACGUUAAUUAAUCGUUUUCAAACCUUUGAGUUCGAAUAAGAUAGUUUCUGAUGUUAUCGUUUUUCAUAUCACUACGUUUUUUUGAAAAUGUCGAAAUUUAUUCUGAAUGAAAUAAACCAAUAUUCUCACGAAGA